Molecule: messenger RNA, 694 nt
Organism: Amphimedon queenslandica
Lineage: Eukaryota; Metazoa; Porifera; Demospongiae; Haplosclerida; Niphatidae
Exons: 2
Coding region: 37-612 (191 amino acids)
Source: RefSeq, a predicted model, not a curated record
ACACACACACACACACAGACUGAGUACAGUGAGUACAUGUACACUGUACAAGUUGUAGCCCAGCCUACUACUAUAUCUACUUCCUGCUUUUACCAUCUACUUAUAGAAGAGCUGUAUGUCUUUUGCAGUAUUUGGGUGAUUGUCAAAAAUAAUAUUAUAGUCCUGUUUUACUGGGAUAGAGUGAAGAUGGCUAAUGCACAGAGGUCACCAACAGAAAGAACACCUCCCAUCACUACUGAAUGCCAAGAAGAGAAAGGACACAAUGAUGGAAGAGAAGAGUUAGUAACCAGUGCAUAUACCUGGAUUAAAAGGAGGCAGCAGCAGCAAUACUUAGAAGAUAUCAAGGAAAAAACUGUUCAAAAGCUCUUGCCUCAAGUGACUGGCACCCCAACAGCUAGUACAGGGACAACAGCAGCUGCUACAGGGACAAAGAGUACUCAGACUGAAACUGAAGUUAUGAAAAGAUUGUUCAAUCUACCAUCAUUCAAGCAGAUACCAAAAGAAAUGAGAGAGAGAAUGAUGGAGGAAAUGAGAGGACAAAAGGGAAGUGACGAUGAUGAUGAUGCAAGCUCAGGAUAUCAAUCAGUUACAAGCUCUUUAAAGUCUUUAUGAUGAUCAUCCACACACACUCUCUCUAGGCUCUCUCUCCAGACUCUCUCAACACCUCUCUCUCUCCUUCAACUCAUCCUGUGUA